Melampsora larici-populina 98AG31 is the source of this 1977-nucleotide messenger RNA. RefSeq lists its product as uncharacterized. The transcript is spliced from 6 exons. Gene Ontology annotation, cellular component: plasma membrane. Lineage: Eukaryota; Fungi; Basidiomycota; Pucciniomycetes; Pucciniales; Melampsoraceae. Gene Ontology annotation, molecular function: ATPase-coupled intramembrane lipid carrier activity; nucleotide binding. Bases 1 to 1977 code for a protein of 658 amino acids. Gene Ontology annotation, biological process: phospholipid translocation. The record is from RefSeq and is a predicted model, not a curated record.
AUGUUACCAUUACUAUUCAUUUUAUGUGUAACAGGAGCCAAUGAUUGUUUUGAAGAUUAUCAAAGAUAUAUGUUAGAUAACAGUGUGAAUAAUUCACCGUGUACAAGAUUAGGAGAUUGGCGAAAUGUUAAUGUACGUAGAUCAGGUGGAGGAUCAUGGUGGGAGAAUUUAGAUUGGCCAUGGGAAGCACAUGAUGUAGAUCAACAUGCCGAUUCAUCAAGUCAAUAUCGUAGUAAGGUGACUAAAGGAGUUCGAAAGUUACGGGAAAGGGAAAAAGGUACUUUUAAUACGGAUUUUUUAAGAGAAUUGAAUGACAAAAAUCAAGUAGGAGAUCAAGACGAUUCAGAUUCAGAUGAUGGAAAUCAAGGAGGUCAAAGUAGUUUUAAUCCAACUACUUCAUCAAUCCAAUCCAGAGGAAGAAAAUCAUCAUCAGAAGUCGUCGAUUAUUCAACCCCCACCUCAGGAACAACUAAAUGGGAAAGAACGCUAUGGAAAAAAUUAGAAGUAGGAGAUAUAAAUUUAGAUGGAGAAACGAAUUUGAAACCACGUAAAUCGAUUAAAUCCACUAAAUUGAUCUCAAAUGAAGAAGAUUUAGAACACGCUCAUUUCUUAAUUGCUUCAGAACCACCUAAUGCGAAUCUGUAUGCAUAUAAUGCUACAUUAAAGUAUUGGACUCAAGACGAACGUGAAGGACGUGAACAUCCAGUAACUGAAGGACGUAAACUUGAAAAAGGAUCUGAGAAAAGAGAAGUGAUUGGGGUUAAUGAGAUGUUAUUGAGAGGUUGUACUUUGAGAAAUACUCAACGGGUUAUGGGUUUAGUGGUCUUUACUGGUAAAGAUACUAAAAUCAUGUUAGAUCAAGGUGAUACUCCUUCCAAGAAAGCCAAAAUCUCAGAUGAAACCAAUUAUGCUGUGAUCAUCAAUUUCGUCAUCUUGGUUUUACUCUGUGCUAUCAAUGCGAUUGGAGAUGGAAUCUAUUCAGGUAAUACGUCAACUAGUCCUUAUUAUUAUGAACAAAACGCAAGUAUCUUUUUGAUUGCUACAUUAGAUGCAUUGGUCACUUUCGGUGCAGCUUUGAUUCUGUUUCAAUCAAUUGUACCCAUCUCAUUGGUCAUCACUCUUGAAUUUGUUCGAACGAUCGAAGCUUUGACGAUUUUCAGAGAUAUCGAAAUGUACUAUGAACCCUCGAAUUGUCCAGCUGAACCUAAAUCAUCGAAUCUUUCAGAUGAUCUAGGUCAAAUCAAAUAUAUCUUUAGUAUUGCUUAUGGAGAAGGCGUUACUGAUGUGAUGAGAGGAGCAGCUAAAAGAGGGGCUGAUCAUGAUCCAUCUGCAUUAGAUGAUCCGACUUUAGCUGCUACUCAUUUAGCUGAAUCUGAACUAAGGAUGAUUGAUUUGAUGAAUCGACAUUUUCGACAUCGAUAUUUAAAUUCCAAAAGUCUUACCUUGAUCUCACCAGGAUUAGUGGAAGAUAUGUUCAAUGAAGAUCUUGAAUCAGAAGAACAUCGGAUUAGAAUGAUUGAAUUUUGGACUUCACUUGCUUUAUGUCAUGAUGUGAACGCAGGUAAAAGUGAAGGUAAAAUCGAAUAUAAAGCUGAAAGUCCAGGUGAAGCAGCCUUAGUAGCAGCAGCAAGAGAUUUAGGAUUUGUGUUUGUGAAGAAAUUAGGUGACCAAUUAUAUUUAGAAAUCUUGGGCGUCAAACAAAAGUAUCAACUUUUGAAGAUUAUCGAAUUCAAUAGUUCUAGAAAACAAAUGAGUCGUUUGGUUAGAUGUCCGAAUGGAAAAAUCAAAUUGAUCUGUAAAGGUGCUGAUAGUAUUAUUAUGGCAAGAUUAAGAUCAGAUCAUGAGUUAGAAUAUGAAAAUCGAAUGAAUGCCAAGUUUUAUAAUGAAAAACAGAAAAAGAAGAAUGGAAAACAUUCACAACAACAACAACAACAACCGAUUAGAAGACUCAAUCUAGAUCUGAAAGUGUCAAAAUGA